UCAUUGAGGCCUGUCUCUAUGCAAAGUUUCAAGUCCAAAUUCGAAAGGCAAUUUUCCCAGUGUUCCUGAGGGGAACCACGGCUUUUUUUUCUCAAACAUAUAGUACAAAUACAGUAUCUCGGCAGUAAUAAGCUAGCAGUCCGAAAUUUUUUCAGAGAACUCAUAGAUCAUUAAGGUCUACAUAAUUCGCAUACGUUCGACUCAAAAGCGAUGUGACAGUUGGGAAUAUUCCCUCGUAAGUCUGCUUGAAUGAUAAAAAUGGACUCGAGGAUUUCGACAAACUUUUUAUAGAUUUGAAUUCCUGGACUCCGAAAACAUACAAUCUAUUGUUUUAAAACUCAGUUAUUUUCUUGCAAUAGCCUCUCUAACUGAACAAAAAAUCCAAAUUAAUUCAAGACUAUCGUAGUUUUAUUAUACAUUCACUUGAUUAUCACACUCCUAUCAACGUUGCAUCCCAUGUUCAAGUCAUUAUUUUUUUCCAUAGCAUAAAAUUUUUAGGACGAUUCUCAUAAUAAAGGAAAAUUGAUUUGAGAAAAUAAGAAACAGUAUAAAUCUGUGUUUUUUUUGUCUUCCUAGGAUUUUGUUUGGUUAUCAAUGCCUCAUUGUCUGAUCCUUGGUAUUAAUAUUUCAUCAUUAUGGCGUGCAUCAACAGGUACAUUAAUUAAAAAAAUAAAUGAUCUCUAUUUUUCAUUACCAACACAACGAUUAAUAUCAAAUAAAAUAAAUUUAAAUGAUGUCGAAACAACACCUGAUACAAUUUAUAUAAAAACUCUUUUAUCAUGUUCUAAUAAUCAACCAUAUUUAAUUGCAUUAAUAGAUUAUAUAUCAAUUUAUUUUGAUACAAUGCAAAAUCAUGUUGAAUUAGGGUGUCAAUCUUCAUAUGUUAUUUGUUUUAUUGAAAAUUUUUCAAUGUUAAUGAAAUUAAAUAUUGUAUUUGUUGUUGUUGUUCAAGGUUUUGAUCAAUAUAAUAAUAUUCUUAAAUAA
This is a messenger RNA of Rotaria sp. Silwood1, 984 nucleotides long. The record is from the annotation of a GenBank genome assembly. Lineage: Eukaryota; Metazoa; Rotifera; Eurotatoria; Philodinida; Philodinidae.